AUGGAGCUAGAACUAUUCGAUGUAUGGGGAAUUGACUUCAUGGGGCCUUUCCCAUCCUCCUACUCAAAUAGUUAUAUACUUGUGGCUGUAGAUUAUAUUUCAAAAUGGGUGGAGGCUAUUGCCACCACCACAAAUGACAACAAGGUAUGGAGUCAAACACAAGGUGGCAACCCCUUAUUAUCCACAGACCAAUGGGUAAGCAGAGAUUUCCAACAGGGAGCUAAAAAGGAUUCUCAAAAAAAAAAAACUGUUGGAAGCUCAAGAAAGGACUGGUCUAAGAAGCUAGACGAUGUUUCAUGGACCGACAGGACAUCCUUCAUGACCCCCAAUGGGAUGUCACCAUACCAACUAGUAUUUGGCAAGGCUUUCCACUUGCCAGUUGAACUGGAGCAUAGAGCCUUCUGGGCUCUAAAACUACUGAACUUUGAUGAGGGAGCUGCUGGAGAAAAGAGGCUGAUGCAACUCAACGAGCUGGAAGAAUUUAGGAACCAAGCAUAUGAAAAUGCAAAGAUCUACAAAGAGAACACAAAAAAAUGUCAUGAUCAAAAGAUAGCAAGGAGGGAGUUCACUGAAGGACAAAAGGUGUUAUUAUACAAUUCUAGACUUAGGUUCUUCCCUGGGAAGCUUAAGUCUAGAUGGUCUGGACCCUUCACCAUCAUCAAAGUGUACCCCUAUGGUCAAGUGGAGCUCAUGGAGGACAAAACACAGAGAACCUUCACUGUAAAUGGCCAUAGACUCAAGCAUUACCUGGGGGACUCACUGGAUGAAAGGAGAGUGAGCUACCACCUCAACUGA
Messenger RNA from Arachis stenosperma, 795 nucleotides. RefSeq lists its product as uncharacterized. The transcript is spliced from 2 exons. Bases 1 to 795 code for a protein of 264 amino acids. The record is from RefSeq and is a predicted model, not a curated record. Gene Ontology annotation, molecular function: nucleic acid binding. Lineage: Eukaryota; Viridiplantae; Streptophyta; Magnoliopsida; Fabales; Fabaceae.